Molecule: messenger RNA, 8427 nt
Organism: Anolis sagrei ordinatus
Lineage: Eukaryota; Metazoa; Chordata; Lepidosauria; Squamata; Anolidae
Gene: TMEM120B
Product: transmembrane protein 120B
Biological process (GO): store-operated calcium entry; fat cell differentiation
Cellular component (GO): nuclear inner membrane
Molecular function (GO): store-operated calcium channel activity
Source: RefSeq, a predicted model, not a curated record
GACGGGCCUGGGACGGGCCUUCUCCGGUCUUGGCCCGGCCCCAGGGGGAGGCGCUGCGAGGAAGGAGAGCGCCCGGAGCCGAGCCUGACGGAGGGAAGCGGGCCUCAUGGGGUGCUGAGGCGGCGGCGAGGAGAAGGGAGGAAGGAAGGAAGGGAGGAAAGAAGGAAGGGAGGAAGGAGGCAGGGAGGCGGAGGAGGAGAAGCCCACGCUCCCCAUGAGCCUCAACGAGCACUCCAUGCAGGCGCUGUCCUGGCGGAAGCUUUACCUCAGCCGGGCCAAGCUCAAAGCCUCCAGCCGCACCUCGGCCCUGCUCUCCGGCUUCGCCAUGGUGGCUAUGGUGGAAGUCCAGCUGGAUGCCGACCAUGACUACCCACCCGGGCUGCUGAUAGCGUUCAGCGCCUGCACCACUGUGCUGGUGGCCGUCCAUCUCUUUGCCCUCAUGAUCAGCACUUGCAUCCUCCCCAACAUUGAGGCCGUGAGCAAUGUGCACAACCUAAAUUCGGUGAAGGAGUCUCCCCACGAGCGCAUGCACCGGCACAUCGAGCUGGCCUGGGCCUUCUCCACCGUCAUUGGGACUCUGCUUUUCCUAGCAGAGGUGGUCCUGCUCUGCUGGGUGAAGUUCCACCCACUGAAGAAGAAGACAGGUGAUGGCAGCCGGGCUAGCAACUCUACCAUCACAGCCGGUGAGGCGGCGGCCAUUACUUCCACCACCAUCAUGGUUCCCUUCGGGUUGAUUUUCAUUGUAUUUGCGGUUCACUUCUACCGGUCACUGGUGACGCACAAGACGGACCGCCAGUUCCAAGAACUGAACGAACUCGCCGAGUUUGCGCGCCUGCAAGAUCAGCUGGACCACAGAGGCGACACCUUGCCGCCUCCAGGCAGCCAUUUUGCAUAACUCAAACAAAAAAAAACUAUGCCAAGAAUUCUUUUUUUAAAGCAAGUACAAAGUGCAAAAGUUUCUACUGUGUUCUCUUGACUCCCUUGUGCAUGAAUUUGGCUGGACUGUGGCAUUCUGUUUGGAAAGAGAGAUUAGUAGUACUGUACCCUAAGCUUUUAGUGCUGUUAAAAAUACAGUGAUCUGUUCAAGUAACGGUUUAGAGGUCUGAGACGGCACAAAUACCAGAGGGGGAAAUGUGCCAUGUUGCCCUCAGACCCUUUGUCUUCCCAGUUAUCACGAAGGUUGUUGUCUUUGAAAAGGUGAUUCCUUGGGGCAGGGGACUGAAAAAUGCUUUCUGAGUGGAAUAGGAUGAAAAGGAAGUUAGAGCCUUAGAUUGUUUAACAAGAAGGCAUUUUUGGGUGUCAGAUUUAUGGUCCACAACCUGAACACAAAUGAAGGUCUCCAGGGGCUAAAACCCCAACACAGCAGGAGUAAGAGCCAAAUAUUGAGCUACAUGUAUAUCAGGGAAGCACCAAUCACCUCUUAGCAAAUCACUUCAACUUCCAAGAUCUUUGCCUUUAAAAAAAAAGAAUGGUAGGCUAUGUUUCUAGUCCUUAUGGAUGCAAAAGUAUGUUUUUAAGCACACAACAGAUUUCUAGACUGACGGAUGAUAACCCUCUCAUGCUCCCAAAUCAUUCCCAUACUUGACAGAAGAGGAAUUGCAUGGUGCCAAAUAAGACACUCUGAACAAAUUGGCUUUUAGUUGCAAGAGUUAUGCAGAAUUGGGCUUUAGUGCUGGCAGACUCUGGAUUAUUCCUUGCACGUUUUUGGAAUGUUUCUGUUCAGGCAAAAGAAUAAUGUUAGAGAAAGAGAAGUGCAGAGAGGAAAAAAGACAUACAAAAGACACUUGACAGUAAAAGGCUGCACUCCUGAACAACCUGGCCUAAGGGUAAGGCCCAUUGAACACAGUGGGAUUUACCUUUAAGUAAAUAUGCAUGGGGUGGGGACAUAUGGAAAAUAGAGGUUAUUUUUCUCUGUUGGGAUGGGGAGUACAAUCCAGCAAGGAUGUUGUUCUCAGGUCACAAAGCUAAGAAAAUGUAAUACUUUGGAUUACAAAAUCUCAGUUCAAUAUAGUCUAUGGCUUUGGUGGCUGGAGAUUUUGGGAGCCCAGAAAGUAAAUUUUCCAAACUGUCAUCAGCUUGUAAGAACCCCGAUGGUGCAGUGGGUUAAACCCUUGUGCUAGCAGGACAGAAUACUGACAGGUCGGAGGUUCGAAUUCAAGGAGAGCGUGGAUGAGCUCCCUCUGUCAGCUCCAGCUCCCCAUGCGGGGGCAUGAGAGAAGCCUCCCACAAGGAUGGUAAAACAUCAAAACAUCAGAGCGUCCCCCAGGGAGUGUCCUUGCAGACAGCCAAUUCUCUCACACCAGAAGCAACUUGCAGUUUCUCAAGUCACUCCUGACAUGAAAAAAAUUGAAAAAUAUCCCCUCUCAAGCCAUGUUGCCCUUGCUUCACCCAGCAUUCUUGCAACUGUAGGGAGGAAUGGUAUACAUUGACAGCUGUGAUAUGCACUCUGCAAACAAGUUUAAAGAAAUACGUUUUCAGUGACAGCAGAUCCUCCCAUAAGGACCUUGGGAAGUGGGGUUAGGGGGAGCUUGGACUAGUAAAACUAGACUUUAUAUGAGUAAGUGCAUUUAGUUAACUGAGUUAAUUUAUUUUUAAUGUCAGAGUUAGGUCAUACAGUUAGUAGGAUGAACCACAGGGUCACAAAUGCAUAUGAACUUUUGAGUGCUGCACUCUCCAUAAAGCUAGAUUGGGAUAAGGAAAGUAUAGCUCACACAUGAGACACCCUCCCCCCUUUCCUUUGCUGUGACUGGUGCUUGGGGUGCUUUAUCAUUCUUAGGCCCCUGCAAACCUUUUGGCAAAUUAGGAAGUGGCCAGAAGCUUCCUGGUUUGAAAAAAAGCCCAGGAGAGGCUUCAUAAAUAUGAGUGAGGCUCACCUCUGGGCUGGAUGGCAUACAAACAUUGAGGCCAGAUGGAAGAAAUGUGGCCCAGAUGUUGUAGCUGUUAAGUUUACCGCUUAAAUAACAAACUGCAGACUUUGCAGAGAAGAAGCCAUGGGUGAGAAGGUUUCUGUUUACCCUUCAUGUUGUUUGCUGCGAUUUGAGGCCUGAAUUGUGAUUGUACAAAUCACAGAGUCCUGAUGUACAUUAAGGGCUUCCUUUUGCACCGUUUUGUGGGAGUUUGUUUUCCAGCUGUCACAGUUUGAAGCUAGCUUUGAACUGCAUUGAGUGGUCAGUCUGGAUGGGGCCUCAGAGAAAUACCCCCCAUGUUUUUUCUCCAGACCUUUAUGUCUCUACCUGGUGAUUGGAGGGAAAUUGACUCCUCAGUGCAGUCAAGUCUCUUUCUGGCAUGGAAAAUCUUUCUUCUUUGGUGGUAGAACCCGUUUUGGUUUUCAGAGGAAACCAUAGGGCCUAGUGAGCCAAGGGUUUGAUUUGCAGGGUUUUAUAUGUGCAAACAAGUGCCAGAUUUCACUUCAUCCCCAAUGAACCAUGAACACAGCUCUCCUGGGAACCCUUUGGGAUUUGGGUCAAAGAAAUAGAAUAAUGGUUUGAAGAGCAGCAUAAUGUCAGCUCAGUUCAUUGGGCUUCAGGGGGGAGAAGAUUUUUCCUCGUCUGCUUGAGCCUUUUAACUGAGAUUGAGCCUGGGGCUGUCUGCAGGCAAAUGGUGUGCUCCACUACUGAGUUAGGAGUCUUCCUUAGCAUCUGGAACUUGCGUGUGCCUCUGAACCAGAGGGAGGAUAGGUGGCAGGACAAUUGUCAUUGGCAAUCGUUUUUAAUCUGUUCUUCUUUUGGCUUUAUCACCUCAGAUAGACAGGGAAGUGUAGGAAAGGAAACUGUGAAAAAAGACUCCCAUGGAUUUAUUUAACGCCCGCAGGCCCCAACAAAUCACCAGAGAGUACAGGGCAGGCUGCUGGUUGAUGCUAACUGGGGCAAGUUCUUGAAACCUUUCUGUUGACAUAGGGCCCCUUAUUUUCUCAAAGGUAGGUAUAGCAAGGGGAAGUUGUAAUUUUGGACCACAGCUCCCAUGCUGGCUGGGGGAUUGUGGGAGUUGUAUUCUAAAGUGCAAUUUUCCCAAAAUGAUUUUGCCCUACCAAAUUAUGUCAACAUUGGGCUGGAUUUAGUGAGAUUUGCACUUUUGCAGUGAAGGUUGGGUGAAAUGACUACUGGAAUAUCUGGGGAUCAUUUGCUUCCUUUUUUCUGGGAGGGUUAAAAGGUGGUAUAUAUAGGUCUGGAACUGAGCAUUUUCUCACUGGGUUCCACUUUUGCUUUUGGGUUCUUCACCCUUAGUAUCUUAGGAAUAUGGUUAUAUCUUGGCUUUGUUUCUCUUCUCCUGGUCCCUAAAUUGUAGAAGCCCAAUGGGAACAGUGGUAGUUUCAAUAGGAAAGGUGUGUUGACUAUCUACCAAAACAGCAGGCCCUGUUUUGAAAGGUCAGUUGACUAGCCUUCAUUUAGGGAAUGGAAAGAUAUAGCGUCCUUCCACACAUCCAUAUAACCCAGAAAAUCCCACAAUAUUUGCUUUGAACUGGAUUAUCUGGGAGCCCUUCCAGACAGGCCCUAUAUCCCAGGAUCUGACCCCAGGUUUUCUGCUAUAAGUCUGCACUGCCAGACUGGGAUAAACAAAAAAACCUGGGAUCAGAUCCUGGGGUACAGGCCUGUCUAGAAGGGCCCUGAGUCCACACUGCCUUAUAUUCCAGUUCAAAGCAGAUGUGUGGUUUUAUUCAGCUAUGUGGAAGGGGCCAUAGACAGCUUGUGCUGCAGUUUGCUCCUGGAGCCUUUUCACACCAUGCAGUUGUAAUGCUAUGAUCCCACUUUAGUUGCCAUGGCUGUGUCCAUCAAGAAUCCUGGGGUUUGGAGUUUGGGGAAGCACUCACUGAGAAUUCUAAACUGAAGGCCACCCUACAGCAUUCACUGAGCUCCAGAAGUAAAUGCAGAAUAAAAAAAUAAGAAAACAAUUCUCAGAUUUUUUUAAAAAAAAUAAACCUCUUCUUCUUCUAGCCAAAGUGGCCAUUAUUUUAUAAAUAGUCCCCCCCCCCCCAAAGUGUGUGUGUAUGUGUAUAUAUAAGUACAUACUGAAUAAAGCAGAUGCUAUUACUGGAAUACUUAAGCUACUACCUGUGUUUUGAGGUCUUGGUCCUUAGAAGCAACCUUCCAUUUUUGCUUGGAAGAUAUAUUUGGGAUCUUUAAGACCGUUCAACAUUUGGAAUCGGUAAAUAUUUGCCUUUGAUGCACUGAAGACUUUUAUCUGUAGAAAUAUUUAUGAAAACGUAUUGGAAUGUGUUUUCUGCUCUUUGUUUGUUCGAAGCAAUCUUUGCUGCUUUGCUUUUGUUUUGUUUUUGUUUCGGAGGUGAGUUCCUUCUAGUGCCAAGGUAUUUGUGGCCUUUGCAAUUCUUUCUUGGGCAGCGUUCCCAGAGGUUGCAAUUGAAAGCUGGAAGCACUGGCUGUUUUUGAAUUGGAGAGUUAUUUCAGGAAGUGUGCGUGUUUGUACCUGCGCGCUUACUGGAAUAUUUUGGAAGAAAGCAUUGUGUUCUCCGAGGGCAUCUUGCUUGCCUUUGCAGAGUGGAAAUAAAUGUCCUCCCUUCCCUAUUUCCCUUCCCAUGCACUUUUCUGAAACAAAAAUCAACAGUUUUUAUGCCUUAAAGAAAAGGAGAUUUUUGCCAUUGUCGUGAAAGACAAUUUUGGGGAAAAUAUGAAAAAUGAGGUCCAACUCUGUACAGGUCUAUACCAGCCUAUUUCAGAGGGUUAAUACCAGAAAAAGGGGCCACGGUAGCGCAGCGAGUUAAACCGCUAAGCUGCAGAAUUUGCUGACCGGAAGGUUGGCAGUUUGAAUCUGCAGGAAAAGGUGAGCUCCCAUUGUUAGCCCCAGCUUCUGCCAACCUAGCAGUUCGAAAACAUGCAAAUGUGAGUAGAUCAAUACGUACCACUUCUGCGGGAAGGUAACGGCAUUCCAUACAGUCAUGCCAACCACAUGACCUAGGAGGCACCUACGGACAACACCGGCUCUUUGGCUUAGGAAUGGAGAUGAGCACCACCCCCCAGAGUUGGACUCAACUAGACUUAAUGUCAAGGGGAGAUCUUUACUUUAAUAUCAGAAAAUUUGGUACUGGAAGCAAAAAAAUAACAUGGAAAAAAUAGGGCUUGUUUCGCAGACCACAAAAAAGAACAGUUCGAUACAUUUUGGUAUUUUUAAAAAAAUCGAACUUUAUGCACUUGUGCAAUGAAACCUCCACACCGUGGAAGCUUUGCAUAAGUAAAGAAGAGCAUUUUGAACCUUGUAGUGAGCGCUUGAAGUCUUCCAAAAUGCAUUCCAGGCUGACUUGUCUUCCAUGAGCCUCUAGUUUUCCUUUUCCUUUCCGUUUUGGAGACCAGACCUUUAAAGCUAUGCCUUUUUUUAAAAUGUGAGGCUAUUUCUUUGCCCUCCCCUGUUCUCUCUGUUGUGCAGGACAUGAAAUCCAGUAGGUUUGGCUAGAGCAGAAUCCCACUAUUUCUCAACUUAAGCUGUCUUUAUUGCAUUAUUUACUGAACGUGAGCCAAAGGUUUGUGUUUCUCCAGUUACCCUUCACCAUCCUCCCAAUGCCAAUGCUGCCAAAAAGAACUUUCAGCCUGACAGAGGAUGAGGAAGGGGAAAGGGAGCUAAGUAAGUGUUUCAUUCUUUGCGGCUUUGUUAACUGAGGCAUGCUGGCAUUAGGAUACUUUCAUUUGUGAUAACUGAAGUUUUAAAAAAACCAUGCAAGACUUUCAAGAUCUUUGUGUUUCUUCAUCAGGCAUGAUGUUUUAAAAAGUGGGGAUGAAGGCAUCAAGUCUGUCCAGUCAAAGAUGCAAUGAUGGCGAACAGGGUAUGGGUAUUCAAAUUUGCCUUUCCCUGCGAUUCCAUGUUCUGCCUGGGAGUGUUCUUGAGGCCUUCUGGGGAAAAGAAACCAGGAGUGGUUGCUGUUCUCUCGGUUUUACUGUAGGCGAAACACAGCGGUUCCUUCGUCGGAGGCGAGGUCUAUCUUUGUAAGAGAUUAUGUUUCCCUGCCCAAGGCUAGAAAUAUCCCUGAAAUGGCUAGCUGUUGCAAUGACUGGUAUGUUUUAGAUACUCAGGUAGGAAGGAGCUGUACUUCAGUGGCAAGACAUCCCACUUCCAUCCUCCAUUUGCCGUUUGAGCAUACCACUAAAGAUCCAGGAAUGGAAGCUGGGAUAUUCUACAUGCAAAGGUGCUAAAUUAUGGUCCCUUCCCAUCAAUGUGUCUUCUCCUGUUGAGACUUGACCCAUCUUGAUAGGAAGAGUGACCUUUGCCUGCGCAUUUCAGUUUGUGGAAACAUCAUAGACAUUAAUGGAGGUGAAUCAUGACUGAGUCCACUCUACAUGAGUAAUGACCCCUUUUGUGCCAUAUGACACUCGCAAGAGUCCCAGCUUUGCUCCACAGGCAGCCCUGAUAUUGGAGAAUCUGAGUUUCAGAGAGUAGAGGUGUGCUGGCUUGAAGACAUACAGUCAUGUUCCCACAAGUACUAACUGCACCCCAUUCCUUGGUCAAGUAUAUACACAAUGGCUGUUCUUCCAGUGUCUUCUCGGUAUUGCUCUAGCAAUAAUGCCCAGGCUGUUGAGCAACCUAAUCUGAUUCCUAUCUCUGGCUCCAGAAGAGUAGCAAAUGCAAUAAGAGGGGGAGCAUUGUCUGCCCCAAGAACAUCAAAAUGUUCUUUUCCCUUGCUGGACUGGGGGUGGGAGGAGCGGGAGACAACAAGAAAACCAGAGUGGGUAUAACUAAUGGUCAUGUUGCCUGGAUGGGAGUUGUAGUCCAAGGCAUCUGGAAGAGAUCGAAUUGGGAGAGCUGUAUGACAGCUUUCUAGAGAUGGGGGUUUUUUUUAGUCCGAACCCUCCUCCCAGCCCCCUUGGAUUAUGCACUUUUUACAAGCUCAAAACAACAGAAGUUUUUUAUAUUUUAUAUAUACGCUUUCUGGGGACAUCUGAAUGUAAAGCUACCUUUUUUGGUAACAUGAAUUUUCAGAAGCUGUCCAGUUGAUAACACUGCAAAUACAACUGACCAAUCAAGUUGCAUCACAACGUGAAUUGGAUUCUACAUCAUUUUAUUUGGAAGGCAACUAUAACGGUGCCCUUUUAGUAGUAAGUUAUUCACAGGCAUCCUUUGAAAUGGGUGCAUGCUGACAUACAUAAUGGGAGAGUAAUGCAUGAUCCUUUUUACAAACACGAUAGUUCUGCCAAAGCUUUUUUAUUUUCUCUUCCAAGUUUAAGUGGGAUUGUGUUGGUAAUUCCUCUCUGUGCCCAGGGGAAAAAACUGUUUCUGCUAUAUCCUGGAAGGACUGAGUGGGGAAGUGUCGGAAAUAACCCAACGUGGUUCUGUUUUGCACGGUCUGGUUUGGGUUGUGUGCGUAUGUGUGUGUGUUUUUUUUUAAAUCACAUUUCUCUUGACGACUUUGUACCUACUCUUGUUUGAAAAUAAUGGCCCAGAUGACUAAAAAUGAAACUAGAAAAUAAAAAUUAUUUUUCCAGUUUA